AUGCCAUCCGCUUUUCAGUCCCACAAGCAGUUGCCGGUCAGCACGACCACUGCAAACGCCAUCUUGUUGCUGAUAUUACGUACGAAGGAGGCUUGGAAAGAUACUAGACGCCAGCCACACGUCGUCUUCAUAGAGUCGCGCCAGGCCCGCGAACGUAACGAGCCAUAUCUUGAGCUUCCAAGGGGAACAUUCGACGCUUCGGGGAAUAUAACUGGACCUUUGGUGGAGGAGAUGUCGCAGGAAUUGAGCCUCAAGCUCCGGAAAGAACAGCUCAUUAACCUUACAUCAUUGAUGAUACAAAACCCGCACUGCAGACGAGAUUCGCGGCACCCAGACGCAGUGAUUAAACCAGAACACAUUACUCCGCGCAAGCCAGUAAUACUAUGGCAAAAGGAUAUUUCUAGGAAGGAGAUGAAUGACCUUAUCGGCAGGUGUGAAGACGAAACGGCGCUCAAUGCGAAAAGUGGUUUUCGAGUACUAGACUAUGGGGACUUGUGGAAGGCGGGCAAAAACAACGCAGAGAUCAUGGCCGCUUGGGCGAUGUACGAGAAUUUGCUUGAGCGAGGAGGUUUGGAGCUCCAGAUAAGAGAAGCAGAGAUCGGAGUAAGUAUUGGUUCGACAAAGUAG
This is a messenger RNA of Alternaria burnsii, 627 nucleotides long. RefSeq lists its product as uncharacterized. Lineage: Eukaryota; Fungi; Ascomycota; Dothideomycetes; Pleosporales; Pleosporaceae. The transcript has a single exon. The record is from RefSeq and is a predicted model, not a curated record. The coding region runs from base 1 to 627 and encodes 208 amino acids.